GAGGAAGAAAUACCAAAACAACAGUCAAGCUUUUUGUCUGAAAUCGAGAGCUGACUAUUAAUACCAGCAAGUCAAUUCUAUAAUCAUAUCAUACGCGUUGAAAUUCUUGACGCAGUUUGAUUGAGGUCUAAUUUCUGACUUCACUUCCACAAUUCCGGGCCAUUCUAAUUUCUAAAUCACUUAUUGAGUUAACUGAGAUGCAGCCAUCUCAGAACAAUAUGAACAUGGAUGGGUCUCGAAGGUUCUAUAACCAACCAGUGCAGGAUCUCGAGUCCUAUUGCUUACCUACUCCCGGUGGUCUAGAUAACCAGUUUCUUGCUGUUGGGGGCGCAGAAUUCUUUGCUCAAACUAACGACCAGUAUCACGAUGUUAUGUCCUAUGGUUACCCGGGCCACAGUUAUACUGCUGAUAGCUUCUUGUCUGAUACAAGUGGCAUUCUGCAGCAAGAUUCGCAGUUAUAUCUUGCAGACGUGCAUCAUCAUUCUCCCGAGGAGACCUACCACUCGGCAGCUAGCAAGUCUAGCUUAACGGAUGAAAAUGACUUGAAGCAUAAACUAAGAGAGCUGGAAUCUGCGAUGUUUGGCCAUGGUUCAGAAGCAUAUGGCAGUAAUAUGGGCAAUCCUGAUCAGAUGUCAUCAGAGGCGGAGAAGUUAGAGGAGAUGAUGGGGAUAACUUCUCGUAGGGGCUUGAAAGAAUCGCUUGUAGCCUGUGCAAAGGCGAUAGAAGAUAACGAUAUUCCACGAGCCGAGUGGUGGAUGUCAGAGCUUCGGACGAUGGUUUCGGUUUGUGGUGAACCGAUACAGCGGUUAGGGGCGUAUAUGUUGGAGGGUAUGGUUGCGAGAUUAGCCUCCUCGGGAAGCUCUAUCUAUAAGGCCUUGAGGUGUAAAGAGCCUACGAGCAACGAGCUCUUCUCGUACAUGUACUUGCUCUAUGAAGUCUGCCCGUUCUUCAAAUUUGGAUAUUUGUCUGCCAAUGGAGCAAUCGUUGAUGCCAUGAAAGAUGAAGAGAGAGUUCAUAUCAUUGAUUUCCAAAUCUCUCAGGGUACCCAGUGGAUUACCCUAAUCCACGCCCUUGCAGCCCGACCUGGUGGGCCACCUCAGAUCUGCAUUACAGGGAUUGAUGACUCUACAUCGGCUCAUGCCAGGGGAGGAGGGCUCGAGAUUGUGGGUAAGAGGUUGUCUACACUUGCAGAAUCAUGCAAAGUCCCGUUUGAAUUUCGACCCGUGGCUGCUUCAUGUGCUGACGUCAAGAUUGAGCAUCUAAACGUUCGACCCGGAGAAGCUCUGGCUGUGAACUUUCCACUCGUAUUGCACCAUAUGCCAGACGAGGACGUUGGCACGCAAAACCACAGAGACAGACUGGUGAGGAUGGUCAGGAGCUUGUUUCCCAAAGUCGUGACCCUCGUGGAGCAAGAAUCAGAUACAAACAAAGUCCCGUUCUUUCCCCGGUUCGUGGAGACACUAAACUAUUACCUAGCCGUGUUCGAAUCAAUAGACGUGGCUCUGCCGAGGGACCAUAAGGAACGUAUAAACGUCGAGCAACAUUGCUUGGCUCGGGAAGUUGUCAAUAUUCUAGCAUGUGAAGGGGAGGAACGAGUGGAGCGUCACGAGGUUCUCGAGAAAUGGAGGUCGAGAUUUUCAAUGGCCGGUUUUACACCUUACCCAUUAAGCUCUUCUGUUAACGCCACCAUCAAGACACUUCUGGAGAACUACUGCAAGGACUAUACACUUGAGGAGAGAGAUCAGGCUCUUUAUCUCGGUUGGAUGAACAGAGCCUUGGUAGCCUCUUGUGCGUGGCAAUGAAUUCCCAUUGUACUUGGAGUCUCUGAUUUGGUAGGUAAAUGCAUCCAACUAAUAUCUCUUAUGUUAGAUUUUAAUUAGGUUGUUUCAUAUCUGUUGACCUCAGAUUUGCUCUAAGACUUCCUAAAAAUGUCAAAGUAUCAAAACAGUUUGCUUCUAUAUCUAUGUUGUACCAUGGCAAUGGCAUAAAGUUUACUUUUCUAGUCUAAA
Molecule: messenger RNA, 2009 nt
Organism: Ipomoea nil (Japanese morning glory)
Lineage: Eukaryota; Viridiplantae; Streptophyta; Magnoliopsida; Solanales; Convolvulaceae
Product: scarecrow-like protein 21
Exons: 3
Coding region: 198-1802 (534 amino acids)
Biological process (GO): regulation of DNA-templated transcription
Cellular component (GO): nucleus
Molecular function (GO): sequence-specific DNA binding; DNA-binding transcription factor activity
Source: RefSeq, a predicted model, not a curated record